AAAAGCCCAUAUCUCUGUCUCUAACUUAUCUCUUGCCUUUUCUUUUAACAGUUUCUUCUUCCUCCAUUUUUGCUACUUCAAAACCUCCCAAAUUCUUGGCAGAGGACUCUGCUUUAAACACAGCUUCCUUUCUACAACAUUUUCCGUCUCUGUUGAUCUUCUACCCAACAUACCAUUUUCUUGCAGCUUCAACCGACAAAGAGAACUGAAAAAGAUUGAGUUAGGAUUCUUGCUUUUAGUUAAUAAUGAAUAGGCUCAGUUGUUCUGCUUCUCUGGAUUCUUUGAUCCCCAUCUGUCCCACUAGAGAAGAAAGGGUGGGAAAGGGGAAGCAAUUCUACAGCAGGGAGUUCCAGGCAAUGUUGGACAGUUUGGAAGAAGAAGAUAAUCUAGAAAAAGCUAGCCAUGCAGGAGAGAAGAAACGAAGACUAACCCCUGAUCAAGUUAAGGCUUUGGAGAAGAAUUUCGAGCGUGAAAACAAGCUGGAGCCAGAGAGGAAGGUGAAAUUGGCGGCUGAAUUAGAUCUGCAGCCUCGCCAGGUAGCUAUCUGGUUCCAGAACCGCCGUGCACGGUGGAAGACUAAACUAUUGGAGAGAGACUACAACCUCCUUAAAGCUAAUUACGAUGCUCUUCAGCAUGAUUUUAACAAUCUUGAACAAGAAAAAGAAACCUUAACUACAAAGUUAGAAGAGUUGAAGGCUAAGCUCAAGGAAGAGGAAGAAGUGUCUCUGAACAUUUCACAGCAGAAUCAUCAGCUCAUGGCUUCAUCAUCAUCAACAACAGCAGUUUCUUCUUCUUUCUACUGCCAUGGCAGUUCCUCAUCUUCAGAUUCAUCAAGGCAUUGGUUCAAGUCCCUUGACUCGAGAAUGAUUUUGGGUAACACGAACAAUCCCCAGUUUAUGAAAGGAGAAGAACAAGGUACUCUGUUUUCUACAGAGGAUUCAUGCAAUAUUUUCUCCAUUGAUCAAGCUCCAACCCUUCAGUCAUACUUUGCUGCUGGAAAUUGGAAUUAAUACCAGUCCCAAAAGUUUAAAGUCUUGCCACAUGAAUAAAAUAGCUUGUAAUUUGGCUGUCAUGAGAGGAAAAAGGUGUAGUUCUUCAUUAAAUUAUGUUUUAAAAUCAUAAUAAAGUUAUCUACUUACA
Messenger RNA from Rubroshorea leprosula, 1140 nucleotides. NCBI's taxonomy places the organism in Eukaryota, Viridiplantae, Streptophyta, Magnoliopsida, Malvales, Dipterocarpaceae. The record is from the annotation of a GenBank genome assembly.